This is a messenger RNA of Diuraphis noxia (Russian wheat aphid), 1146 nucleotides long. RefSeq names its product alpha- and gamma-adaptin-binding protein p34-like. The record is from RefSeq and is a predicted model, not a curated record. NCBI's taxonomy places the organism in Eukaryota, Metazoa, Arthropoda, Insecta, Hemiptera, Aphididae.
AAUCUCAUCAAAUUCUUAUUAGUUGUUAAACAUUAAAUCAAUGACUGUCUAUGGCCAGAUUGCAAAGUAACUACUACUAAGUACCUACUAACUAUGCGCCUUCGACAGGUGCGAUAUUACGUGAAAUUUAUCGAAAGUUGUUAAAUCUUAUUUAUUUAUGUAAUUAAAGUAUUCAAAUUUGAAACAAAUUCUUUCCACAUUAAAAAUAUCAAAUCAUUCAUUAUUUAAUAAUUCAUUGAUGUUGAAUUUUUCUUUCAAAUAACUAACAGUUUAUAAUCAUGUCAACAAGUGAACUCCCUUGUGUUUACAUAUAUAGUUGUUGUGAUGAUGAUCCAUUGAAAACAAUUAAAUUAUUGAAAAAUGAAGAAAAUAUUGAAAUUUGUAACAAUGAAGGAAAUAUUUUAUCAAAUCGUUGGACAAUCGACUGUAAAUAUUAUACUGCUGAUAUAAAUUUGUGUACAUCCACGAGUUUAAAUGAACUAUCUGAUCAAUUUGUACACAACAUUAAUGCUAUAAUAAUUCUUUUCAGCAUUGAUAAAAGCAAUAUUAUUGAAGCUAUGAAUAAAUGCUUACCUUUAGUUGAGAGAAGUCAAGCUGAGGUUCUGAUACUAUUGAGUGAAAAAAACAUUGAUGGUCAGAUGUUCACURCUACAAACAUAUUUGAAUGGUGUCGAAAAAACCAUUUUGAAUUGAUUGUGCUGGAAGAAAUUGCAGAUGAAAUGGAUACAACUGGAAUUGAACGUGUUAAACAAGCCCUAUAUGCUCAUCAUUGGCCAAAUCUUAAAGCUAAAUGUCAAAUAACAAAUCCUAGUACAAAGUCAAUAAUUKAAGAUAGCGUAAUAAAUUCACAAUUAAGCGGAGGAUUAUCAGAUUUAAAAAUGGACACAGAACCAGAAUCUGAGUUGGAUAGCGACUUAUUUACUGAGAUGUUUGAAGGAGAUUUUAAUUUUUUCAAGACUAUUGACAAAGUAAGAAAGUUAAAAGAACAAAUUUCUGCAAUGCCUGACGAAGAAAGAAAAGAUGCUGCUGAAAAGACAUUGACAGAGUGUUGGAAAGCAUUUUUUGGAGAUGAUGUAGACCUUUAAGUAUUAUUUAUUACAAUAGUGAAAUUAAAAGUAUUAUGAAAAAGAUUAAAUAUAUACUGUG